AUGGACAUGUCUAAUGCUCUCCGUGACAAGCAGCCCAGCAAGCUGAACGAGUGUCUGGAUACCAUACCCUCCUCACCCCCUACUUUGAAUGCAUCUCUAGAUACCCUCCCUGCGUCCCCUCCAUCCCUGAAACCGAAAAAGCGGCCCCCAGUAACUCCAAGGUCUUUCAAGAGGUUCUUCACUCCCAGAUCAUCCCUUCACGGCUCCAGUACGCGGUCUGGCGUAAGAGCAGCCCGCAAUAACCUGAAAGAUAUAUUAACUCCGCCUUCCUCAUUAAAUCGCAACGGGCCAGCGUUUCUCAACCUCCAAAAUGACAGCAAAUCCAUAUCCAGGCAGUUGCCAGAUCAACCAUCCACUCCAAGCAGGAAAAGAAAGCUUUCCUUCUGUACUUCAAGCCCACCUUUGCAAUCGUCACCUUUGAGACGAGUCCGAACUGUUCCAGCAAUUUAUACCGAUCCAAUUGAUAGGAAGGAGGAUAUAGAGGAGGCCACAUCCACAUUCAAUACCAUUAUAGAAGAACCAAAUGAAGAAAAAAUUCCUGAGCCUAUACCUUUGCAUCGAUCGCAGGCCAUUCAGGCUGCCAGUCCAGCCCUCCUACGCAACCUAGCCAUUAGCAGGUCAUCACGGGUAACUCUCAGGUCGCCUUCCUAUGGUACAGUCUGGCAGGAUGAAACAGCCAAUUUCUAUAGCCGUCCGGAGGGUCUUCACAGAUGUUGGCAGGAUGAUCACCCUACAUUGCCAUUUUGCACGGCAGCUUGUCACACGAAUUCUUUAGUCGCUGUAGGAGAUGAAGAAGGGGGUAUCCGAAUUUUAGAUACAGCCAAAGGCGAUAAGGCUGGAUUCUCACAAUCAUUCUUAACUUUCCAACCACAUAUGAACUCGAUCAUGGACUUAGAAUUUUCGUCCGACGAUAAGCUCUUAGCAACAGCUUCGGGCGACCAAAGUUCCCACAUCAUUGACAUGCCUACCCAAACCGCUGUUUAUUGCUUGUCAAAACAUUCUUCGUCCGUCAAACGCGUGCAAUUCCAGCCUGGGUCUAACGGAAACGUGGUUGCUACUUGCAGUCGAGAUGGAAGCAUUAACAUCUGGGACCUUCGAUAUAAGGCAUUUGAUAAACCAUCACUGCAAUUGCAUUGCUCGCUUGCAUCUGAUGGCGAUGAUACAACGCGGAUAUCAACCGCGAAAAUGAAGUAUCCUCAAGUGUCUAAUAAUAUCCGAGGGGCUCACUCCGAGCGACCGCGUUCUAAGGGACAGUCUGAAUCCCAAUCCCAUCGGGAAGAUAUCUCAGUCACCUCUAUCUCUUUUCUUCAUCCUGGCCGAGAACAUUUAUUCGUGACGAGCUGCGAGUCAAAUGCCUGCGUCCGACUCUGGGAUAUGCGCACUAGCUAUUCCCUCCGUCGAAAAAUGUCGACGCCUGUAGCCAUUACGAGACAACCAGAGAGCCAUUCACGAUACCGACAAUUCGGCUUGACUUCUCUGGUGUUCAACGGUGAUGGAAAUCGCCUGUAUACGUUAUGCCGAGAUGGGACUGUUUAUGCCUAUUCAACUCCCCAUUUAAUUCUCGGAAACUCCAACGAACUAUCCCUAUCAAAUCCACCACUCCGCCGGUUCCCAGGAGAAGAGGCCAAAGCUGGGCUUGGUCCACUUUACGGUUUCCGCCAUCCCCGUCUUUUGGUUGCUACAUUCUUUGUGAAGAUUGCGCUCCGCCAAGCGCAAAACGAUAACACGGAGCUCCUUGCUGUCGGCAGCAGUGAUAAUUGCGCCAUUGUCUUCCCUACAAACGAGCGCUAUUUCAAAAAGUCUUUGCCGACCCCAGAGAUCUCGCUCCCAACAAAUUCCACGCCUGGUUCAAAGGGGUUCGGCGGUCGACGCAUUGGCCUGCAGAGAACAAACUCCGGGACCAGCCUAUCCGCACGAUUGGAACAUGAUAUCCCCAUAUAUCAACACGGCUCACCUCUGGUUGAGGGACACCAAAAGGAGGUUUCUGCUGUCUCUUGGACAAAUAACGGCGAAUUGGUGACCGUAAGUGACGAUUUACACGCCAGAUGCUGGCGUGAAGGCCCUGAUGCAAGGGAUCUGAGACUUGGAGGCGAGGCAGGAGGGAGGCGAUGGAACUGCGGAUGGGCUGAAGUGAAUGAUCCAGAGUAUGAUGAGGAAGAGUGCUGA
Messenger RNA from Coccidioides immitis RS, 2166 nucleotides. Its product is annotated as WD repeat protein. NCBI's taxonomy places the organism in Eukaryota, Fungi, Ascomycota, Eurotiomycetes, Onygenales, Onygenaceae. The coding region runs from base 1 to 2166 and encodes 721 amino acids. The record is from RefSeq and is a predicted model, not a curated record. Gene Ontology annotation, cellular component: nucleus. The transcript is spliced from 3 exons. Gene Ontology annotation, molecular function: protein-macromolecule adaptor activity; protein binding. Gene Ontology annotation, biological process: proteasome-mediated ubiquitin-dependent protein catabolic process.